GGGGCGGGGAGAGGGCUGGGCUGCCGCCGAGGCGACCUUCCUCCAUGCGGAGGGGCGAAGCGGCAUGGCCGAGGCUCAGCAGCUCCGCGUGCAAGAGGCCAUCGACAGCAUGGUGCAGGGGCUGGAGCGAGAGAACAUCCGGAAGAUGCAGGGAAUCAUGUUCCGGUGCAGCGCGACGUGCUGUGAGAACAACAAGGCCUCCAUGCAGCAAGUGCACCAGUGCAUUGAGCGCUGCCAUGCGCCCCUGGCUCAGGCGCAGGCCGUGGUCACCCAAGAGCUGGAGAGAUUUCAGGACCGCCUUGCCCGCUGCACAAUGCAUUGUAAUGACCAAGCCAAAGACUCCUUAGAUUCAGGGAGCAAAGAGCAGCAGAUCAAACUGCAGCUGGACAACUGCGUGACAAAGUGUGUGGACGACCACAUGCACCUCAUUCCCAGCAUGACCAAAAAGAUGAAGGAGAACUUGGCCAGCAUUGCCCAGUAAACACCCUGGCUUUGCGGAGGAACGGGAAAGGGAGAUAAUCAAUUAAAAUUAAGAUGGGCAUGAUUGCCCUUUCUGGAAACAUAGAAAGCAAACAUUGGGUGACUUUUUUAUGGCGUGACUGUAUACUUGUGGCCUCCUGAAGUGCUUGAGAAUUUAGGGUUUGGUUUGGGGAAAAGGCUGCAGAUUGUCAGAUUGUGUAAAAGAAAAAACGACAGGCUCCUUUGGCAUCAAUGAUGUUUGUGUGCACAGACCUGUGUCAAACCCUUUUGUUGUGGUUCUUCCCCACCUUGUAGCAAAGUUGAGUGUGGGGAGGGGAAUCCAGAAGGUGCUAGCUCCGAAAUGUGGUGUCUCAACAAGACAGAACCACUGGCUGUGCACCUCUUUCUUAAGCUGCCUUACAAAUAUAGACACACAGAAGUAUCUGUCUCUGUGGUCUUUUCGGAAGGAGAUGGUUUGCUGGGGGCAAAACGGCUUCUCUAUUGCGAUAUUACAUUUUUUGAAAUAGCAGAAAUAGCAGUGCUGAAACCAAACUGCCCCCAAAUAGGAAUUCCCCAAAGCCAUAGCUGCCAAGUUAUCCCUUUUUUAAAGGGAUUUUCCCUUAUGCUGAAUAGGCUUCCUCGCGAGAAAAGGGAAAACUUGGCAGCUAUGCCCAAAGCUGAGGGGCUCCUUAUGCCUUCAGCAGAAUCUAGUACUAUUAAUGCUUUUUCUGGACGUUAGCACUUCAGACUGUAGCUAUAGGCUUGCUUGCUCAAAGGCUUCCAGUGUGGAAAAAGAGCAAAUUGGAUCCAUGCAUAUGGGGGAGGUUGGGAGAGAUGGAGGCUCAGUUUUUCUCAUUGAAAUGCUAGUUUUCAGUGUGCAAGGGAAGUUCUACCGACCCAGUGAGGAAGGAGGCAUUCAUGACACCUCUCUACCAUGCAAAAUGCAGCCUGUAAAGCAAACCACUUGGAUUUUGCUGAAAUCAAAAAUGUGGCUUUCAAUGGAUUCUUAAACAUCUCUGUGUGUGUUUUUGUUUUGCUGGGCACUGGAAUGACACAGCAACGUUUGUUUUUGGUUUUUAUCUGACACUCCUCACUCUGAAAGUCACCCCCAAACUAAACACUUAUAAAAACAUCAUUCUUAAAUUAAAACCUUUUAUUGUUUCUCAAGUUUCAUUUGAAGUCUAGGCAUUAUUGCUCGAGCCGUUUCCCAAGUUCAUUUCAACCGGGGGGAAAUCCUUCGUUGGCCACAAAGCACCCACAGUCCUUCAACGCAACUCCCUCCUCUCCUUCCCUGCACAAAGACCUUCAGCAAUUGUGAAGAACAUUUUCCCAGUGGAACCUACCAUGGGAUCCCAACCCAAGCAAAAGAAUUACCGUAUUGCAUCCUUUUUUCAUUGGCAGCUAUUGACCUGUGUUCUGUAGAAGCAGUGAAAUGUAUUGUGGUAAGCCAGGGGCAGCCAGCGUGGUACCCUUUGGAUGUUGUUGGACUACAGUUCCCAUUAGCCCCAGCCGGAAGGGUGAUGGGAGUUGUAGUCCAAAACAUCUGAAAGGCAGGCUGCCCCUGUACACUCCUGUGACAUGUUACAAUAAGGCCUCUAGCAGACAAAGUUGUCCCUGGGAGGAAGUUCUCAUGGCUGCUUUUGCUAUUUUGUAAUAUUUAAAAUAACUUCAGAUAUAUGACUUUAAAGGUAUAUCAUGGUAAAGAGGUUAGGGGCAAACAGCUUUUUGUGUCUUCCUCUAAGGGGUGCAGGGAACUGUAGAUGACCUGGAGUGCUGUAGAAUUUGGAUGGAGCAACUUUGUUUACGGAACAGCCUUUGAAGACUCAAAUGUCAUGUUCAGGUUUAUGCAUAACAAUUCUACUAAAAGAUGUUGGUGGGACAAGUACAAUGUGACAUAUAAUAGCCCCACCUGGGUCCCCAGCAAGCGAAACAAAUAAUUCCUUCCUACCCUUGCAUUGAAAACAUACUUUUUUUGUUUAAUCCAUUAUAUGUGUGAUUAAAUUUAUGUGUACUGAUCAACAGUAUUUCUGCUGUGUUGAAACUGUUUCUCCUCAAUUGUGUCUGAAUUCUGUAACAAUUUUAAUUAGGGUUUGGAUUCCCUGCUGCAGAGCCAACUAGCACUACAUCCUUCCAAUCCAAUAGUAAUGUUUUUUCCCCUUCAGAUGUAGGAGGUAGAGCUUUGAGUGCUUGGAUUAGGCCCAAAAAGCAGAAAAAUGCUGACCAGCAAACAGCAUGUAUUGUGAAUGUGGGUGUGCUCAUUCCAACGACAAUGACCCUUUGGGGCUGCAGGAAUACUGUUCCAAAAAUUAACAAAGCUCCAGUGCCCUAUUUGCCCUUCCUUUCUUUAAACUGUGAAUUAUUUUAUUAAAGUUGAAUUAAAAAUGGUUUUUAAAAAUGAAACUGUGUAUUGUAGGUAUUUUAGCUGUGUUGAAAAAGUGGUAUGGGUACUGGGGGGUGGAUGCAUGGGAGAUAAACUAUGGUCACAUCCACAACAUACCGGUACAUUUAAAGCACACAGUUCCCCACAAAUUGGCCUGGGACUCGGAACUAGUUUACUUUCGUCAAAGCCAUAUGCUUUUAGA
Zootoca vivipara (common lizard) is the source of this 3041-nucleotide messenger RNA. It is a transcript of the gene TIMCC, whose product is annotated as TIM double twin CX3C motif chaperone. The record is from RefSeq and is a predicted model, not a curated record. NCBI's taxonomy places the organism in Eukaryota, Metazoa, Chordata, Lepidosauria, Squamata, Lacertidae. Gene Ontology annotation, cellular component: cytoplasm.